AUGGUGGCGUUGACUCAUAAUAUCGCCAAGAAACAGCAUCGGGAACGUGCCCAACCGACCGAGAGACGCAAAUGGGGUCUGCUGGAGAAGAAGAAGGACUAUAAACUGCGGUCGCAGGACUUUCAUAAGAAAGAGAACCAUCUUAAGCUGCUGCGGAGAAAAGCCACUGAACGCAAUCCAGAUGAAUUCUAUCACUCUAUGGUCAAUAAAAAGACCGACAACAGAGGCAUUUUAAUAACUGAGCGAGGAAACGAAGUUUUAAGCAAUGGAGCAGCCCAGCUGCUGAAAACACAAGACUCAAGCUACGUCCGAACGCUGACGAGCGGCGAAAUCCGCAAAAUCGAGAAGUUAGAAACCGAACUCACAUUUGGCGGUCAAGGAGAACACACUGUAUUUGUCGACUCGGACUCUCAAGCCAAAUCUUUUGAUGCUGCCGAGUAUUUCGGGACCCAUAAAUCGCUGCUCAACCGACGUGAGAACAGACUACGGAAAAACCAGCUCGAAGAACAGGAUCUCUCUAAAACCACUCUAAUUCCUACCGAUGUCGACGAGCGAACAGAACAGAAACUGAGAAAACAGAAAAUGGCUAAAUACAAAGAGCUCGACCAGCGACUGGAACGUCAACAGCAGCUGUCACAAGUCCAGCAGCAAAUGGAUUUACAAAGAGAGCUCAUGAAAAAGGGCGACAAAAAGAAAAUCAUCACCAAAGACGGCAAACAAACCUGGAAAUGGAAAAAUGUCCGCAAACGUUAA
Sugiyamaella lignohabitans is the source of this 753-nucleotide messenger RNA. It is a transcript of the gene UTP11, whose product is annotated as Utp11p. The transcript has a single exon. Lineage: Eukaryota; Fungi; Ascomycota; Dipodascomycetes; Dipodascales; Trichomonascaceae. Bases 1 to 753 code for a protein of 250 amino acids. The record is from RefSeq and is a predicted model, not a curated record. Gene Ontology annotation, cellular component: small-subunit processome; nucleolus. Gene Ontology annotation, biological process: rRNA processing.